CCGUGGCCGCGCUGUGCCGGGCCGGGCAGCGCCCCGUGUGGCGCCCGGGGUCGCUGGAGUGGCGGUCUCCGCUUAGAGCCGCUCGGGUUGUGUUUCUCUGCGCGUCAAGCGACACACCCACAAUAAACUGCCUACUAGAAGUAAUAAACCCAACGCGCGGUGGACUUUAAAAGAAGCUGUAAGUGAGUUUGGUGCUCUGGGAGAAGGCUGCUUGUGUGAGGACAUGCUGUGUGCUUGCGUUGUGCGUAAUUUUUUUCCCCCACCUUUUUGACAGUCUCUGGGGAGCCCCUAGGCUUUCCUGGAGUGCCCUCGGGUUUUGGUGACUCCGCUUGUUGGAGCGGGCGGUGUUGAGUGUUUGCUGUUCGGUGAGACUGAAAUCUCACCUAUUUCUUUAGCGUACUUCAAAGAGCUAACGUUGUUUGUCAGCGAAACAGACACAGGUGCAUUUUCCAGUUAUUGGUGUUGUCUACAAAAAACUGACUUGAGAAACUUUUUAAUUGUGAGUUCCCAGAUCUUCACUGUUUCCUUAACAGUAUCUGUCUCCUCUUCCGUGAUAGAUAAUGCUAAAUCUCAAGUCUGGUACAUAUGGGCAAAGCUAAUUGUAACUACUGGGGAGUAUCACUAUGCCCUAAUUUUCUCCCUGUUAUGUUUUGCUGUAAUUCACGGCCUUGUGAAUUUGUGCCACUCUGAAUGGUUGUAGAGAAAUGCCCUUAGAGGGAGCUUUUUCAGACAGCGUGUUUGGAUUGCUGUAAGCUAUGCAGUUAUCUGAAGUCUCCUUAUAAAACCUCUGUAACAUUUUGCAGAAAACCCAAAAGAGAUUGAUGAUGAAACAUUCAACUGUGUAUUUUCUGUUAACACCCUGCAUACAGUGCUCAUUAUGGUUAUCAUGUUUGCCUGUGCUAGCAACUUCUGGAGCUGCUUGCUCUCUUUGUAGAGGUGAACCAAGGACACCAGUGGCCCCCGAUUUCCCUUUGUUUGAGAAAAGUGCUUCCCAAGUGGAAGCAGGGUGAGGGAAGUAGACCUGUGGUGUUAGAAUACACUAACCCAUGUGUUGGAGAUGGCCCUGGAGCGCUGGGCUCGGGAAGCAGCCCCUGAGGUGGUGGGGGUGGAGUUGUGUUCAGGCUAAAGCUGAGGCGUAGGGAACUGCCUGUGUGCUUUGGGGAUGCAGCUCUUGUUCCCACUGUACACUAACAUUAAACUUCCACAUUUCUCCUUCAGCUGGCUGUUAAAUGUGUGAUACAGUGGUGUUACAGUGGGAAUUCUUGUGGUGCUCACUUAAUGUUCAUGACAAGAUGUCUGUAUGUAUACUUAAAUGUACAGGAUUUACCUCUCCUGUUUGGGGAAUUGGUCAGCAAUAUUUAUACAGCUGUAAGAUCUAUUCACUGUGUAUGUACUUGUACACCUCUGUAGAAGUGUAUUUCUUUUAGACAAAAAAUAAUAAUUUUUGUUUGUGGUUGCACACAAGCACUUGGGUUAAUGAAACCUGGAUGGUUAAACCAUGAAGUUGAUUUUCCAGGUGAUGUGUGUACCAGUGGUUUGCCUGGGUUACGUCAGUGAUUAGACAAUAUCAUGGGGCAAAAUUGUACCACGGGGAUUAUUUUAAACACAAAUAUAAAAUUUCGGGUAUUUCUGGGCUGCUUAUGAAAGGAAGCUGGGUAAAUAUCAUUGUGUAUUUACCCUACUGCUGGAUAUUUUUUCCCUGAGCUUUGUUAUUAACUAUGGUUAGAUAGUGGAUGUUGGGCUGCCUGGGUCAUUGGUCUGUCCCCAUAGAGCUGUCCUUGUGUUCUGUUGUUGGGUUGCAGCAUGCUCAGAAAUGUGUCAUCAGUAUCUGGAACAAACUCAGUUUAUCUCAAGGAACUGAAUGUGCUGCUUUCACAAAACUGCCGUCUCUUUACAUCUUUGAACUGAGGAAAUGGUUGAGUGAUGAUGAAAUCAAGUUUUCUGGGUUUGGGUUUGUUUUUUUUUUUUCAUUUGCUGCUAAGAUGCUUCAGACAUUGUAACUGAAACAUCUUAUAAUUGUUCUCAGAUCCAAAGCACAAAAAUAUUUGGUAAACAUGAAGUAACUUCAUUUGGAACUUGGUCUGGAGUGUCAUCACUUGAAAAUUGAAUGGAAAAAUAAAUCUGCUUUAGAUUAAAGUAUUAAUAUAUUGAGCAUAUGAGCAGCUUAACUUCUCAAUGUUGUUUGUAUCAGCAGGAUGCUUUAUUCAGCUUCAAAAGCCAAGGAGAUGUGGAUUUACUUUGCCUGUGUCCUUUAUACCUUUGCAAAGCAGAAUAAACCUGUGCUUUUAAGAGUUGUACAGUUCUUUUGAAGUUACUCUCUGGCCUGUUGCAGUCUCCUUACAAAAGCUGUAAACAGUUGAAAUACCACAGCCAAGAAGGUCCAUCUUGAGGAAUUUACUUGCGUGGUGUGGUGAAGAAGAUACAGCUGGUAGGAGUCAUGUGCUAAUAUAAUGCAGCCUGCCUUUAAAAUAAGUACUGAAGGGGAAAAUCGUGACUCCCCUUCUCCCUCCUUAACCUAAACUACAGGAGUUCAGUUUUCUUCUGUUCAGUUGGGUAUGUUAUGCGUGUAGUCUUAUGUAUGUAUACUCUUGCUAGGUAGGGGCCAAGUUAAUUUUCAUUUUGUGCUGUUGCUUGUGAGUGGCCAUGCUUUAAAGGGUGUGCUGUGUGCAUGAGAGCAUUGUGCUGUGGAUGUGGCAAUUCACUGUCCAAUAUUACCUGUCUGUUUGAAGGUUUGUAAUGGGCAACUGAGUAACUUGAAGUUUUCUUUGGCUAGGAGAUAGAUCUCUGAAGUGCUGGGGGCUCUGUCUUUUUGUCUUUCACCAUUGUAAUGCCAAAUUUUGUUUUGCAUAUCUGAUAGGUUUUUUUCUACCCAAAGCAUACCACUGUAGACUAAAAAUAGUAAUGUUAUUUCAUGUAUAUGCUGCCUUGUAAGCCUUUAAAACAAAUUGAUCUUCUUCGAGAUGUCUGCAUGACAGUUGCAUAAUGCAAAUUCUGUCUGGUGAUUAUGGAAGAUGACUAAAGCACUGCUGGCAUGCGCCUAAAUAUCAAGUGUUCUCUAGAUAUGUGUGGUUGUUAGUUCAGUGCUUUUGGACAUAUUCAGAUGAAGAUGGUGGGAGGGUGUAUGUGUGUUUUGAAUCUGUGUAUGCAGUGACAAAUCAAGCAAAUUGUCCCCUAUAAAAGGCUAAGCUGUACUGCAGCAACACACUGAAAUUUUUCUGCAGUGAGUAAUAAACUGAUAAGGACGCAGGGGUUUCUUGAGAACUUUGCUGUUAUCUUGCAACAGCAUUAGAACUUGUAGCAGUAAAUUUGUAAGAACAGACCUAAAGACACCACCUGCUGCAAUCUCCUGGCAAGAGGCUAAAAUCAACUUUUAUAACCUUUUCAGGUCACCUUGUAAUGGAAGAAAGUGGAGCUGACCAUGAUACUGCUAUGGAAGGAUCUAAUGAUUUGUUCAUAGAAUGCUGUAAUGGUACAGGAGAGUCAGAAACAAAUGAUCAGGUUUUUCAGAAGUUGCUACUCAAAGCACAUUUUACUGUUUUUCCUCUGUGAAAGCAACUAACGUGCAUGGAUUCCAGGGAUCCAUUGUUUGGCCAGAGCGACUCUCCCCCAGCCCUGCCCAUCACAGUGCCCCUCUCGGGCAAUCCUCCAGCACCGGCUGUGCCGGCGCGGCAGCCCCAGGUGCGGUCACACUCUGCAGAGGAAUUGCACCUGGCAGAGCAGCCCAGGCAGCCCCUGUGCGAGCUGCAGCCCCUGGGAGGGCCCAGUGCACCCAUGAUGAUUGUUGCCAGCCAGUCAGAAAAUGGACAGGUGCUGCAUGUCAUUCCUUCUGCCCAGCCAGGAGUGACCCAAGUGAUUAUCCCUCCAGGUCAGCUUCUGGAUGUGACCAGCACGCAGGAUAUUUCAGAAGAGAAGUGUGGUGAUGGGAACCUGCAGACUGUGGUGGUGGCUUCUAUAGCAGACAGUGCAAGCAGUUACAUUCUACAUCCACAGGCAUCUCUCACCAUAUCGAAAAAAACAAGCACCAGGGUAGUGGAAGAUUCUUUUCCCAUCCCUCUUCAGCCAUUGCCACUAAAUACACCUUCAUGGGCGCGCCGGCUCAGGAACUGUGAGAGAAUUGGGGACUCGUACCGCGGCUAUUGCGUGAGCGAGACAGAGUUAGAGAGCGUUCUGACGCUCCACAAGCAGCAAACACAGAGUGUGUGGGGCACGCGCCAGUCUCCAAGCCCAGCCAAACCCGCCACACGGUUGAUGUGGAAAUCUCAGUAUGUCCCAUAUGAUGGGAUCCCCUUUGUCAAUGCAGGAAGCAGAGCCAUUGUAAUGGAGUGCCAGUAUGGGCCAAGGAGGAAAGGAUUUCAGCCCAAAAAAGCUGGUGAGCAGGAACGUACCUCUGGCCAGCUGUACAAAGCCACCUGUCCAGCAAGGAUCUAUAUUAAAAAGGUUCAAAAGUUUCCAGAAUACAGGGUUCCUACUGACCCUAAAAUUGACAAGAAAAUCAUAAGAAUGGAGCAGGAGAAAGCAUUCAACAUGCUGAAGAAGAACUUGAUAGAUGCUGGUGGUGUCCUCAGGUGGUAUGUGCAGUUGCCUACUCAGCAAGCCCACCAGUAUCAUGAAAUGGAAACUUCCUGUCUCCCUCCUUCACCAUCCCAUCUUUCUAUGUCUCCUCCUGAGGAGGAGGAGGAAGUCAUUAGAGAUGAGAACAGUACGCUGCCUUCUCGACUUCAUCCUCAAGUGGCAGACAAGAUCCGAGAGCUGGUGUCUCAGGGAAUAGAACAGGUCUAUGCAGUGAGGAAGCAACUGAGAAAGUAUGUGGAAAGAGAAUUGUUCUCGCCUGAUGAAGUGCCAGAAAGACAUAACCUGUCCUUCUUCCCCACUGUGAAUGACAUCAAGAACCACAUUCAUGAAGUGCAGAAGUCCCUAAGGAAUGGAGAGAUAGCGUAUAGUUCAGAAAGUAUCCCAGCAACGCUGCAGUGGACCACAGACAGUGGGAAUGUCCUCACAGAAACAGUGACUGUUGCGUUUGCCUCACCACCUUCAGAUGGGAGCUCAGGAGUGGAGUCAGUCAUCACCAAAGCAGAAUCCAACCAGAGUGGGGAGUCCUUGGUACCAGAAACAACUCAAUUGUUGUCUUCACUCUCUUCACUUCAGCCCAAGAUAUUUGCACAACUUCAGGGAUUACAGCUGCAGUCAACAUUUACCUCAGCAAAUGGAUCAACAGCUCUGCUAGCUGUCAAUAACCAUUCCCCUCCCAGCCCUGCAAGUCUCCUGGAUUCCCUGGGGAGUGCAAUAAGCAGCCAUUCUCUAGCACUGAGUCAGGGGCAUGGUCUGCAAGCAGGUGCUGGCCUAACACAGGACAGUUCUGCUGUGCCUACUUUUGGGGCUCUGUCUGGUUCUGAUCAGAGUCUGGUUGCCAUGGGCCAGCUGGUACCAGCUGAAGGGGUGGAUGACUCCAGAAGCCUGGAAGGAGGGGUGCAUCAGAUUCUCUUGGGAGAUGUACAGACUAUUCCAGUACGGAUUGUGGACAGCCAGCCAGCACUUACUGAAGAAAAUACAGAGGGUAUUGUUACCUGUGUGAGCAAAGUUAAACAAGAACCGAGAGAAAAAGCCUUGUCUAUGGAGACAGAUAAAAUCAGAGACUGCCACAGUUCCUCACCAUAGUUCUUCACCUUGACCUGUGAAACCUGGAAGGAUUUUUCAAAUUGGAGAGCUCUAAAUGUCUUGGAAGGAAAGGCAGGUGCUCUCAAAGUACUGCCAUUCUUUUGAAAUUGUAUUAUGACAUUCAGACUAAGCAUAUUUUAGAGUACUUCUGACAGAAAGCUGUUUUGGUUUGAUGUGGCUCACUGCCAACUCCAGGUCAUGCAGUUGCCCUGUGGAACACCAUCUCUCUCUUCUGUUUCAAGUUUUGAGUAAUUUGGAUUCUAUCCAAAUGGCACAUUUUGUUCAUUGUUUCUGAAGGUCUUCCACAAUUUAAUUCCUUAGCUUUAAAACGUGGAUCACAAUGCUGGGUUCAUAUUUUCUCCUUGAGACCCCUGACUCUUACUGCACUACAGAGACCAUAGAAUCUGUCAGCUCCAAGAUCACAGAGUCCAACAGCAAAGUGGAUCAGUAUGGCAAUGUUUUUGUGACAAAAGGAAGGUCCAGGAUGCUAAACUUCAAAGUGAUAAAGGACAUGGAUGCUUAAGAAAAUGCAACUUUGACCUGAUCGUAAUGUUAAUGAUGUGAAGAUCAAGGAGAGGAGACAGGUCAGAAGCUAUCCAGCUGGUCUAUCCAACAGCAGCAGCUAAGAACAUGAAGCAUUCCAAACUACCCCUCAAAACCACCAUGCUCAGAGCCUGAAAGGAUCACUUACCUCUGAGAGUACUCCAGGUAGCUGUCAAGAGACCAGAGCAGAGCAGAAGAGGAAGAGAAGUUUGCAAAAAACUGCUUGCAGGAGAUAGAAAGCUCUCGAAGUUACAGCUGAAGAUUGCAAUUUCUUAUGGCUGAAGUGGCUCACU
Molecule: messenger RNA, 6491 nt
Organism: Catharus ustulatus (Swainson's thrush)
Lineage: Eukaryota; Metazoa; Chordata; Aves; Passeriformes; Turdidae
Product: calcium-responsive transcription factor-like
Exons: 17
Coding region: 3565-5655 (696 amino acids)
Biological process (GO): regulation of transcription by RNA polymerase II
Cellular component (GO): nucleus
Molecular function (GO): RNA polymerase II cis-regulatory region sequence-specific DNA binding; DNA-binding transcription factor activity, RNA polymerase II-specific
Source: RefSeq, a predicted model, not a curated record